Rhinocladiella mackenziei CBS 650.93 is the source of this 546-nucleotide messenger RNA. RefSeq lists its product as uncharacterized. Gene Ontology annotation, biological process: formation of translation preinitiation complex. NCBI's taxonomy places the organism in Eukaryota, Fungi, Ascomycota, Eurotiomycetes, Chaetothyriales, Herpotrichiellaceae. The transcript has 3 exons. The coding region runs from base 1 to 546 and encodes 181 amino acids. Gene Ontology annotation, molecular function: RNA binding. The record is from RefSeq and is a predicted model, not a curated record.
AUGUUCAAGAAGGACUUGUCAGCGGGCGCAAAAUCCAAAGUCAAGUCCUCGGUGCAGAGGGGCAUUAGGGCCAAAGUUCUCGAGACAUACCCGAAACUUGAACCGCAUAUCGACGAGAUCAUGCCUAAGAAAAGUCAAUUGGAUCUGGUGAAGUUACCGGACCGAGUCUCUCUAUACGUCCUCGACACCUCGCCCCUCUUCUACCAACACAUGGAUGAUCCCAUCAUUCCACAUCUGAAAGUCGUGCACCAAUACCCGCACGCGUUCCAAACAAUACGCAUUGACAGAGGGGCUAUUCGCUUCGUCCUCUCCGGCGCGACGCUGAUGGUUCCCGGCCUCACGUCCGCGGGGGGUUGGUUGCCGGAGAAAGAAAACGAGCUGAGAGCCGGCGACGUCGUGGCCGUGCAGGCUGAGGGAAAAGAGGAGAUAUGUUUGAUAGGACAAUUAGAAGUGGGCACGGAGGAGAUGAAAGAGAAGAAAAAGGGCGUGGCGAUGAGUGCGGGACAUUAUCUGGGUGAUGGACUGUGGAAGAUCGAUUUGAGUUAA